AUGUUCCCUCUGCAUGCAUGUUAGUUACAUGACAUUGUUGGUUUCAUGAGAUUUGAUUCAAGUUUAUCGUUUGUUUUGUUUGUUAAUGACGCAUGCAUGAAACCGUUUGAGUUCAUGUAUUGAAUGGAACAAAUGUUAAUGGAGAAGAGUAUAGAAAAAUAAGUGAAAAGCAUUGGAAGGAAAAAUACACACGAUGAUUGGUAAAGAUGGAGGUGUUUUUAAGGCAUGGGAAGCCACGGUGAGAAGAACGCAUGCAGUAGCUAAGAAACGCGCGAAUAGUAUAUUUGGGCUUGGGACGUUAUCGAUAUCAAAUACCGACGAAGAAGAACACCACAUUGAUGAUAAUGAAGAUAUCGGAAAUGAUACGUUGGAAGUAUAUAAUGAAGAGAAAUUUCUUCCUAAUGGAGAUUAUUAUAAAGGACAAUGGGCUGAGAAUUUUCCGCAUGGAGAAGGAAAGUAUCUAUGGAUAGACGGGUGUAUGUACGUCGGACAAUGGUCCAAAGGAAAAACAAAGGGAAAAGGUAGAUUUAGUUGGCCUUCCGGGGCUACAUACGAAGGCGAAUUCAAGAGUGGUUUCAUGGAUGGUGUAGGAACGUACACGGGUUGUAACGGUGAGACGUAUAAAGGACAAUGGGUGAUGAACUUGAAACAUGGUCAUGGGUUUAAGAGUUAUGUUAAUGGUGAUUGGUAUGAAGGUGAUUGGAGAAGAGGGGUGCAAGAUGGAAAAGGGAGGUAUGAAUGGGGAGAUAUGAGUCAUUAUAUCGGGGAAUGGAAGAAUGGUACAAUUUGGGGUAAAGGGUCAUUUUUUUGGCCUAAUGGGAAUAAUUUUGAAGGGUUUUGGGAAGAUGGUUUACCAAAAGGAAAUGGGACUUAUAGAUGGCAAGAUGGAAGCUAUUAUGUUGGAAAUUUUUGUAAAGAUGGUGAUGAUGAAGAUGGAGAAAAAGGAACACUUUAUCCAUUUGAUCCGUCAUCUGAUGAGACGCAUUUGGAUUGGGAUCCUCAGGAAUUGUAUAGCGAGUUAAGUAUUUAUUCGGUUUGUCCUGGUGAGAAGGUUUUGGUUUUGCCAUCACAAAAGAGACUUGCGGUUAUGAAGUCUACGAAAGGAGUGGAUUGUGCUAAACCGAGGAGAAUGUCGGUUGAUGGAAGGGUGAGUGUUAGUGGGGAUAGAAUGAAUUUGUGGGAUGGUGGCGGGAGUAGUCACGGAGGAGGAGGUGGUGGAGGAGAUUUUGAUCUUACUAGCGGUGGUAGUAGAACUCCUCCUCCUACUUUAGGGAGUGAUCUUGAUGAUGAAUCAAUUGGUUCAAGGGUUGAUGAUGCUAAUGAUGCUCUGAAUCAACUUCAACCUUUGAAAGCACCUAAGAAAGCAAAGAGGCAGGGUGAGACUAUUUGUAAAGGGCAUAAAAAUUUUGAGCUCAUGCUUAAUUUGCAGCUUGGAAUUAGGCACUCGGUUGCAAGACCUGCUCCGACUGCAUCACUUGAUCUUAAACCUUCGGCUUUCGACCCGAAAGAGAAAGUAUGGACAAGAUUUCCACCAGAAGGAUCAAAAUACACUCCACCACAUCCAUCAUGUGACUUUAAAUGGAAGGACUAUUGCCCUGUAGUUUUUAGGACUCUUAGGAAGCUAUUCAAUGUGGAUCCAGCUGAUUACAUGCUAUCCAUAUGUGGAAACGAUGCUCUUCGCGAGCUUUCGUCUCCUGGAAAAAGUGGAAGCUUCUUUUACUUAACCAACGACGACCGUUACAUGAUCAAGACAAUGAAGAAAGCUGAAGUAAAAGUCCUCAUAAAAAUGCUUCCUGCUUAUUACAAUCAUUUUCGGGAGCAUCAAAAUACGCUAUUAACGAAAUAUUACGGCUUGCAUUGCGUAAAGUUAAAUGGACCUAUCCAAAAGAAGGUUCGAUUUAUCAUAAUGGGAAACCUCUUUUGUUCCGAGUACAUCACUCAUAGACGCUAUGAUUUGAAGGGUUCUUCGCUUGGUCGCACGUCAGACAAACUUGAGACCGAGAUUAGUGAAACAACUAUUCUUAAAGAUCUUGACCUUAAUUUUAUAUUUCUACUUCAGAAGACGUGGUUUCAAGAGUUUUGCAGACAAAUUGAUAAGGACUGUGAGCUUUUGGAACAAGAAGGAAUUAUGGACUAUAGUCUUCUACUUGGCAUUCAUUUCAAAAAUAUAUCACAAGAUGGAGAUGUUAUUCCUUUAAUAUCUCUUACUCCUACCAGUGAAUCAGAGAACGAAGGAACUCCAUGUACUCCCGUCGAAUACAUAGAUCAACUUCCUUCCGAUCCUUCAAGUACACUAUUGGGUGUGAAUAUUCCAGCAAAAGCUGAACGGACGGUAAGAAGAGGCGAUAUCGAAACACAACUAGUUGGAGAACCAAUUGAAGAGUUCUAUGAUGUUCAACUUACUUUUGGUGUAAUAGACAUACUUCAAGACUACGAUAUCAGCAAGAAGCUAGAACAUGCUUACAAGUCCAUUCAAUAUGACCCUACCUCAAUAUCAGCUGUUGAUCCUAGACAAUACUCGAGGCGUUUUCGCGAUUUUAUAUUUCGAAUUUUCAUUGAAGAGACUCUUGAAACAUAGAGCAUGGUUCUUCUAUUCCUCAAGUAUAUUGUUGCUUAUCAUAGUUCAUAAUUUUUUGAUUUUUUGUAUAGUACAUUAUGUAUAUG
Messenger RNA from Lathyrus oleraceus (garden pea), 2664 nucleotides. RefSeq names its product phosphatidylinositol 4-phosphate 5-kinase 5. The coding region runs from base 194 to 2578 and encodes 794 amino acids. Gene Ontology annotation, cellular component: plasma membrane. The transcript has 8 exons. The record is from RefSeq and is a predicted model, not a curated record. NCBI's taxonomy places the organism in Eukaryota, Viridiplantae, Streptophyta, Magnoliopsida, Fabales, Fabaceae. Gene Ontology annotation, molecular function: ATP binding; 1-phosphatidylinositol-4-phosphate 5-kinase activity. Gene Ontology annotation, biological process: phosphatidylinositol phosphate biosynthetic process.